AUGUCUACCAAAGAGGAGGAUGAAGUGAUAUGCCAAACAUUCAUGGUUAAAAGAUCUCAGAACAAGAAGUUGUUCACACCAGUUAAUUAUAGAAAAAGAUUUUUAGUUUUAACAAGAAAAGCCCUCAUAUAUUAUGAUUCUGAUAAUCAGAGGCGGAAGGAACGCGGUCGAAUCCCGACGGACUCCAUCCACACGGUGGAGCAGGCGCAGCUGGGCGAGCUCAGCAAGCAGAUACCAGAGGACGAGGCGGAGAAGUGUCCUUCGUACAGGUACCCUUUUCAGGUGUCCUACUCGGAGAACAACACCGACUACACGUUGUACCUGGUCGCUGGUGACCACAGCGAGAGGCUGCGUUGGAUCCACGCCAUCAGAACUGUGUGCGUCUCGAACGGGCGACGCGCCCGCUACCACCCGGCGGCGUGGUGCGCGCGCCGCUGGGGCUGCUGCCAGGACGAGAGGCGCUCCGCCCCGGGCUGCGCCCUCGCCACCUUCUGGCCGCUGCCGGAGCCCGAGCUAGAGCUGAUAGUGCCCGCCGGCGACGCCUCACGCGCACGCGACGUUAAACUUUUGUCUCUCUCGCGCCUGAGGCAAUUUACACGGGCAAGUCGACGACGGUCCGUCGCGUCGGACGUGCGGGCCGCCCCCAUGUUGCAGAGCAAAGCGGACGACACUAUGGUGGCGAAGAAGAAGUCCCGGAUACCGUGCCUCUCACUCUCUUCUCUUAUCCCCGCGCUAGAGGCUGUCACCGCUGCGGUAACGAUGCCCGGGGGCGGUGCGCCCGCGCCCGGCACCCCCUCAACCAAACCAAAGGAGAAACAGAAAACCAAAAUAGUGGUGGCGCUGUAUCCGUUCAAAGCCAUCGAAAGCGGGGACCUUUCACUGGAGAAGGGCGCCGAGUACGAGGUGGUCGACGACUCUCAAGAACACUGGUGGAAAGUCAAAGACGAAAACGGGUCAGUAGGAUAUAUACCAAGCAACUACGUUAAGGAAAAGGAAACAAUAGGCUUACAGAAAUAUGAAUGGUACGUCGGCGAAAUGUCCAGACAGCACGCGGAAUCCCUCCUCAAGCAGGAAGACAAGGAGGGCUGUUUCGUCGUGCGAAACUCCUCCACCAAAGGGAUGUACACACUGUCGCUGUAUACCAAAGUCAUCCACCCGCAGACGAAGCACUACCACAUAAAGCAGAAGGACACUGGCGAGUACUACCUGUCGGACAAGCACUGCUGCGCCAGCAUACCGGACCUGAUCAACUACCACAAGCACAACAGCGGCGGGCUCUGCUCGCGACUGAAGGCGACGCCCUGCGACCGCCCGCCCGCCACCGCGGGCCUCUCCCACGACAAGUGGGAGAUCGACCCCAACGACCUGGUGCUGCACGAGGAGCUGGGCGCCGGCCAGUUCGGCGUGGUGCGGCGCGGCAAGCUCUACGGCACCAGGGACGCCGCCGUCAAGAUGAUGAAGGAGGGCACCAUGUCCGAGGACGACUUCAUCGAGGAGGCCAAGGUCAUGACUAAACUUCAGCACGACAACCUGGUCCAGCUGUACGGGGUCUGCUCGAAGCGGCGGCCGAUCUACAUAGUGACCGAGUACAUGUGCAACGGCUCGCUGUUCAACUAUCUGAGACGCACGGCGCCCGACCAGCUGGGGCCCGCGGUGCUGCUCGACAUGUGCCUGCAGGUGUGCAAAGGAAUGGCGUAUCUUGAAAGGCACAAUUACAUACAUCGAGACCUGGCGGCGAGAAAUUGUCUGGUCGGAGAAGCGAAUGUCGUGAAGGUGGCGGACUUCGGGCUGGCGCGGUACGUGCUGGACGACCAGUACACCAGCUCGGGCGGCACCAAGUUCCCGAUCAAGUGGGCCCCACCGGAGGUGCUCAACUACACGCGAUUCUCCUCCAAAUCGGACGUCUGGGCGUUCGGUGUUUUAAUGUGGGAGGUGUUCACUUGCGGCAAAGUGCCCUACGGUAGGAUGAAGAACAACGACGUCGUCGAGAUGGUACAGAGGGGCCAAGUGCUCGAGAGGCCGAAGGGGUGUUUGAUAGAAAUAUAUAAUGUGAUGCGCGCCUGCUGGCGGCAGUCGCCCGACGAGAGGCCGUCGUUCCGCGCCCUCAAGGAGGAGCUGAGCGCGAUGCUGCGCGAC
Molecule: messenger RNA, 2136 nt
Organism: Iphiclides podalirius (scarce swallowtail)
Lineage: Eukaryota; Metazoa; Arthropoda; Insecta; Lepidoptera; Papilionidae
Source: the annotation of a GenBank genome assembly